Messenger RNA from Hyalella azteca, 492 nucleotides. Its product is annotated as collagen alpha-1(XI) chain-like. The record is from RefSeq and is a predicted model, not a curated record. The transcript is spliced from 2 exons. The coding region runs from base 169 to 492 and encodes 107 amino acids. NCBI's taxonomy places the organism in Eukaryota, Metazoa, Arthropoda, Malacostraca, Amphipoda, Hyalellidae.
GCGGCAGACGGCCAGUGUAGGGAGCGGCGAGUGCGCGGUGAGGUGACCGGCCACUCGGUGUUCUAUUAUGGUUAGGACAGCACGCGGCGGUGGCAGCAGAAGCAGCGGCAGAGUCUCACUAUGAGGCAGGAGCCAGGCUAGUGCAGCCUAGGGGACACGAGCGCUGCCAUGUUGCGCUGCCGCGCCCUGCGGCUCAGGUUAAUACUACACGGACUUAUUUGGACUUGGAUUUAUCGGAUCGCACACGCAGCAGAAGGAGGAGGGGCGGCAGGAGCAGGUGGGCAGCUGCUGCAGGCGGUUCGUCUGGAGGAGGUACCGGCGGGGGUGGUGGUCACCAGGGGCAUGUGUGAUGAACGCCCUGUGGGGGACCCGACCACCCCCACCGCCCUCACCGCCCCGGACGUCGCCUACAGGAUAACCAAGCAAGCUGUGCUCACCUUCCCUACAGCCCAACUCUUCCCUGGUGGGUUCUUGAUAAUGACUUGUAAAUAA